Messenger RNA from Polychytrium aggregatum, 3879 nucleotides. RefSeq names its product P-loop containing nucleoside triphosphate hydrolase protein. The transcript is spliced from 13 exons. Gene Ontology annotation, molecular function: ATP binding; ATP hydrolysis activity; ABC-type transporter activity. The annotation marks the transcript as partial. The record is from RefSeq and is a predicted model, not a curated record. Gene Ontology annotation, cellular component: membrane. NCBI's taxonomy places the organism in Eukaryota, Fungi, Chytridiomycota, Chytridiomycetes, Polychytriales. Gene Ontology annotation, biological process: transmembrane transport.
ACUGCGACCCAGCGACACCCCGAGUUUGCCAGCUCGUACUUCGUCAAGCUCUCGUAUUCGUGGCUCAGCCCGCUGCUCAAGAAAGGCUGGAAGUCUCCCCUCCAAGAGCGUGACAUCUGGGAUGUCGACGACCGUUAUCGGGCGAGUCUCUUGUCCGAUCGCUUCCAGGAAAACUGGCUUCGGGAAGUGGCCAAGCACCCGCCUUCCAAGUAUCCGCUGCUCGCAGCAUUGUGGGCGACCUUUGGUUGGCCCUUUGCCCUCUCGGGGCUCCUGCGGAUCAUCGCCGACAGUAUGGCUCUGAUCUCGCCAUUCAUCUUGCAAGCCAUCCUGAACUAUCUGUCCAAUAUCCAGUCGCCCAACAACACCGACAACGGCUGGUACGGCUAUGUGCUGGCCCUGGUGUUGUUCCUGGUCCAGAUCAUCCAGACCCUGUGCUUGCAGUGGCACUUUGAGAUCACAGCCAAGACUGGCUUUUGUGUACGAACGGCCCUGGUGUCGGGGUUGUAUCGCAAGAGUCUCCUGCUGUCCCCAAGAGCCCGACAAUCGUUCACAACCGGCAAAGUGCUCAACGUUAUGGCAACGGACACCAGCCGCAUCGAUAACUCGAUGAUAUGGAUGCAUCUUGUUUACGCCGCACCGUUCCAAAUCGUCGUUGCCUCUGCCCUGAUCAUUUGGACCGUGGGCGUCAGUGGCGUCGUUGCCAUCGCGCUCCUGCUCUUGUAUAUCCCUGUGCAGACCUUCAUUCUCAAGAAGCUGAGUAUCCAUCGCUCCAAAGCCAAUCAGUUCGCCGACAAGCGGGUCAAGAUCACGCAAGAAUCGAUGAUGGGCAUUCGUGUAAUCAAAUCCUAUGCUUGGGAGGACAGUUUCAUCAAGGUUAUUGAGGAUGUGCGUUCCAAGGAGCUCUGGCACAUCUGGUAUUACCUUCUGGCCCAAGCGUACAUCGGCGGGAUUUCUCAGACCAUCCCGGCGCUAGCCAUGAUCCUCAUGUUCAUCAGCUACUACCAGCUUGGAAAUCCGCUGACCAUCUCGACGGUCCUACCGGCACUCUCCCUUGUCUACUGUCUCCGCAAUCCUUUGAACCAAUUGCCGGGCGCGGUUCCGUCUUGGGUUGAUGCUUGGGUCUCGUCCAGGCGAGUCGAGGGCUUUUUGCUUGCCGAGGAGAUCUCCGAUGGCCCCAAGAUGAUCCAAGGCUCAGAAUACGCCAUCUCGGUACAGGAUGCCGACUUUGUUUGGGACACUGCCGAGAGUGUUGCCCUGGACGCUGCCUCCAAGGAGGGGGAUCCUCAGAUUGUCGAUUCGCUCCACAGCCCUGCCCCAUGGUCACUUGGCCCUAUCACUCUGCAGAUACCCCAUGGUGCGCUCUAUGCCAUCGUUGGCCCGGUUGGCUCAGGCAAGAGCUCGCUACUGAAUGCCCUGGUGGGAGAGAUGAAACGCUCCCGCGGAUCCGUGUUUUUCUCAGGCUCGGUGGGAUACUGUCCCCAGACCGCCUGGAUCCAAAACGCCACCCUCCGAGACAAUGUCCUCUUCGGCUUGCCCAUAGACGACAAAAAAUAUGCCAAGGUUCUCAAAUGUUGCGCGCUGGAGCGCGAUCUCCAGGUCUUGCCUGCCGGCGACUCGACCGAGAUUGGCGAGCGAGGCAUCAACCUCAGCGGCGGUCAAAAGCAGCGAGUCAAUCUGGCCCGCGCUGUCUACUUUGACUGCGAUAUCAUCCUCAUGGACGACCCCCUCAGCGCUGUCGAUGCUCAUGUCGGCAAGUACCUGUUCGACAACUGUAUCAAAGGUGCCCUCAGCAAGAAAACUCGUGUCCUCGUCACCCAUCAGCUGAGCAUCCUGCCCAAAGUCGACUAUAUCGUUGUUAUGGAUCAAGGCCGCGUCGCCGACCAAGGAACAUAUGAGAGUCUGAUGCAGUCAAGCGGUGCAUUUUCCCGGCUCAUGAAGGAGUUUGGUGGCGUAUCUGAGCGCGAAGCCGGCGACCAAGCCGAGCCUAGUAGCAACGACGAUAUUGUGGCCAAAACCGAAUCCAAGACAGAUAUCGAUCUGGUCAUCGAAGACGACCACAACAUCCCCGUAGACGUCGGCGAGGACAAGGGGAAUCUGAUUGUUCGGGAAGAGCGCAAUGUUGGCGCCGUUGCUGGAUCGAUGUACUCCAAGUACCUGAAGAUGGCCGGCGGCGUGUCCAUGGGUGUGCUGAUCAUGUCCAUCUCGGUGCUGAUUCAGGGAUCGCGCAUAGGCACCGACAACUGGCUCGUCCAGUGGAGCUACAGCACCUUCCGGCUCAGUCUCGCCGCAAACGAAGGCAUCUUUGUCGUGCUUGGGCUGUGCCAGGUCGUCACCUUGGUCGUCGUCGGCACGCUCUUUGCGACGGCCGGCAUCCGGGCUGCCAAGACUCUCCACGACUCGGCCUUACGCAGCCUUUUCCAUGCACCAAUGCAAUUCUUCGACCAGACACCACUGGGUCGAAUCACAAACCGUUUCAGCAAGGAUUUGGAUACUGUCGACACCCAGCUCUCAGAGCUCUACCGGAUUGUCAUUUUUGCUUUCUGGCUCAUUGUCUCCAACUUUGUGAUGAUCGCAAUCAUCUUCCCGGCCUUCCUUGCACCGUUGUUACCGGCCCUUUACCUAUAUUAUCGUCUGCAGCUCUAUUAUCGCUCGAGCACCCGCGAGCUCAAGCGGAUGGACUCCAACACCCGGUCGCCUCUCGUCGCCCAGUUCUCGGAGACACUCUCGGGGCUGGCGACGAUUCGCGCCUAUUCGGUCCAGGGCAACUUCAUCCGCAACAAUCUCCGGUUGCUGGAUGGCAACAACAAAAUCUACUAUACAUCCCGCAUGAUCGAGCGCUGGCUUGCCGUCCGUCUGGAGCUGCUCUCAUCGCUUUUGAUCUUGAUGGCGUCGCUGCUGACCAUGCUCUGGCGCUACUCGGUUGCUCCUGGCUUUGCCGGCCUGGUGAUCACCUAUUCGAUCCAAGUCCUAUCGACGUUCAACUACUGUAUCCGACUCAUGGCCGAGACUGAGGUCCAGAUGAACUCGACUGAGCGUUUGAUUUAUUAUGUCAGCGAAAUCGACCACGAGGCUCCCUAUGAGAUUCAGGAAACGGAGCCUGCGAAAACUUGGCCCGAGUCGGGAAGCCUCCGCUUUGUUAAUGUCGAGCUGAAAUAUCGCGCCGAUUUGCCUCACGUGUUGAAGGGCAUAUCGUUCGAAGCUGAGGCAUCCAAGAAGAUCGGUAUCGUUGGAAGGACAGGCGCAGGAAAAUCGAGCAUCAUCGUUGCCCUGCUGAGACUUGUCGAGAUAUCAUCGGGACGGAUCGAGCUCGACGGCGUCGAUAUCUCCAAGCUCGGACUCAAGACCCUUCGCUCCAAAAUUGCGGUCAUCCCGCAGGAUCCUGUCCUGUUCUCGGGCACCGUGAGAAGCAAUCUUGAUCCCUUCAACGAGUACACAGACCAGGAGCUAUGGGAGUGUCUGGAGCGCUCCAACCUCAAGAAGGCUGUUGCUGGAACCCCGGGACAGCUGGAUUCAGUGGUCACUGAGAACGGCGAGAACUGGAGCACAGGCCAGCGCCAGCUGUUCUGUCUCGCUCGCGCAAUGCUGCGCCGUGCCAAGCUUGUGGUUCUUGACGAAGCAACUGCCUCUGUCGACCUACCUACCGACGAGUUUAUCCAGCAGGCUAUCCGCCAGAAUAUGGCCGGUUGCACCAUUUUGACGAUUGCGCAUCGCCUCAACACUGUCAUCGACUACGACAGGAUUCUCGUCCUUGGCGGCGGCGAGGUCAUUGAGUACGACUCGCCCGCUGUCCUGCUCAGGAACAUAGCGAGCGCCUUCUCGAAGAUGGUCGAGGAGACCGGCCCGAGCAACACCGAGUAUCUGAGGUCGAUCGCUCUUGGC